This is a messenger RNA of Doryrhamphus excisus (bluestripe pipefish), 2238 nucleotides long. Its product is annotated as embryonic polyadenylate-binding protein-like. The record is from RefSeq and is a predicted model, not a curated record. Lineage: Eukaryota; Metazoa; Chordata; Actinopteri; Syngnathiformes; Syngnathidae. Gene Ontology annotation, molecular function: RNA binding.
AUUUUAUAUAGUAGUCCACAGUCAAGUGGCACUAACCUACGCGGACUAAUGAUGCAGGUGUUCCGCGGCAGUAAUUAGGCGUUUUUCUUCUUCGAGAGAUGACUUCGCUAACUGUUUUCUCUACACUAAACAGCACAACGCAUUUGAGCAUUUUGAGCGUUUAAAAGCUCGGUCAACCAAGAUGAACAGCAGCGGACCAACGUAUCCCCUCGCCUCUUUGUAUGUCGGGGACCUGCAUCCGGAUGUUACAGAGGCCAUGUUGUACCAGAAAUUUUCUCCUGCAGGGCCAAUCAUGUCGAUACGUGUGUGUCGUGAUAUUAUCACUCGGAGAUCUUUGGGAUAUGCUUAUAUAAACUUCCAGCAACCAGCUGAUGCGGAGUGUGCUUUGGAUACAAUGAACUACGACGUCAUUAAGGGACGCCCCAUUCGAAUAAUGUGGUCUCAACGUGACCCUGGCCUCAGGAAGUCUGGUGUGGGCAACAUCUUCAUCAAGAACAUGGAUGAUUCUAUUGACAACAAAGCGUUGUAUGAUACCUUCUCAGCCUUUGGGAAUAUUUUGUCCUGCAAGGUCGUUUGUGACGAGAGAGGAUCGAAAGGCUACGGCUUUGUUCACUUUGAAACUCAGGAAGCCGCAAACCGCGCCAUUGAAACCAUGAACGGAAUGCUGCUGAACGACAGAAAAGUUUUUGUUGGCCAUUUCAAGUCCCGCAAGGACCGAGAGGUGGAGUUUGGCACCAAAGCUAUGAAAUUCACCAACGUCUACAUUAAGAACUUUGGUGAGGACUACACCGAUGACAAACUGAAAGAUGUCUUUUCCGCAUUUGGGAGGACUCUUAGUGUGCGUGUGAUGAAGGACGAGAGAGGUCGUUCGCGUGGUUUCGGCUUCGUUAAUUACGCCAACCAUGAGGACGCGCAAAAGGCAGUUGAUGAGAUGAACGGCAAGGAGAUCAAUGGGAAAAUGCUCUAUGUCGGGCGGGCUCAGAAGCGGCUGGAGCGCCAAGGCGAGCUUAAGCGCCGGUUUGACCAGAUCAAACAGGACCGCAUCCAACGUUACCAGGGUGUCAAUCUGUAUGUGAAGAACUUGGAUGAUAGCAUUGAUGAUGAGAGACUCAGAAAGGAGUUCUCCCCCUACGGCACCAUAACAAGUGCAAAGGUCAUGACCGAUGGCUCCCAAAGCAAAGGCUUUGGCUUUGUCUGCUUUUCUUCACCAGAGGAAGCAACUAAAGCAGUCACGGAGAUGAAUGGAAGAAUUAUUGCCACCAAGCCUCUUUACGUGGCCCUGGCUCAGCGAAGGGAGGAACGGAAAGCCAUUCUUACCAACAAGUACAUGCAGAGAAUGGCCACCUUGAGAAGCAUGACCAGUCCUAUUAUUGACUCCUAUCACCAGACCAGCUACUACAUGACCGUACCGCAGCCUCCUCCCCGCACCUUCUAUGAGCACAACGCCAUCGGCAACAUGAGACCAGUACCUCGCUGGACAGGACAGCCCCCCAGAGUGCAGGGCUCAUACUCGACUCACUACAUUGGCGGCUCUGCUCCUCGCCGGGGGUCCACUCCCAUCGCCACAGUCAGACAGGCUUCCACCCAGGCUCCACGCGUCAUGGCUUCCACACAAAAGACGAGCAACAUCGGAACCCAGACCAUGAGAGGACGAGCUGACAUGUCGGGAGUGUCCAGGAGCGGCCAGUUUAAAUACUCUUCAGCAGUGAGGAACCCUCAGCAGGUCAUCUCCAUGCCUGCAUCCAUGACCAGACUCCAGGUUGUUCCUGCACCUGUGAUGGAGCAACCUGUUCACACUCAAGGCAACGAGCCUCUCACUGCCUCCAUGUUGGCUGCAGCACCACUUGCUGACCAGAAGCAGCUUCUUGGUGAGCGUCUUUACCCUCUCAUUCACGCCCUUCAUCCGACCUUGGCGGGGAAAAUCACCGGAAUGCUGCUGGAGAUCGACAACUCGGAGCUGCUGCACAUGCUGGAGACACCAGAGUGCCUCCACUCCAAGGUGGACGAGGCCAUCGCGGUCUUGCAAGCCCACCAGGCCAAGGCCUGCUCUCCAAAAAAGUGAAGUCCUUUCAGGCGGUGACCACCCUGGAGGAGGAAUAACAUUUAGGAAAAAAAAGAAAAAAAAAAGAAAAGGACUAUUGUAUGUGGAUGUAAUUGACAAAAGAAAUUUGGAGAUGAAUGUUAUGUUACUGUUUGUAAGCUUUUGUUAUAAAGUUCACAAUAGGCAUUAAACCUGUA